Penicillium brevicompactum is the source of this 1365-nucleotide messenger RNA. RefSeq names its product glycoside hydrolase family 7 protein. Gene Ontology annotation, molecular function: hydrolase activity, hydrolyzing O-glycosyl compounds. The transcript is spliced from 3 exons. Bases 1 to 1365 code for a protein of 454 amino acids. NCBI's taxonomy places the organism in Eukaryota, Fungi, Ascomycota, Eurotiomycetes, Eurotiales, Aspergillaceae. The record is from RefSeq and is a predicted model, not a curated record. Gene Ontology annotation, biological process: carbohydrate metabolic process.
AUGUAUCAAAAGGCCCUCGUUUUCUCCGUCCUGGCGGCGGCAGCCCGUGCCCAGCAGGCUGGCACUUUGACGGCUGAAACCCAUCCCUCCUUGACCUGGCAGAAGUGUACCGCUGCUGGAAGCUGCACUGACCAGAAGGGCUCCGUUGUCAUUGAUUCCAACUGGCGUUGGCUUCACUCUGUUGACGGAUCCACCAACUGCUAUACUGGCAACACGUGGGAUGAAACCCUCUGCCCCGAUGACAAGACCUGUGCCACCAACUGUGCUUUGGAUGGUGCCGACUAUGAAGGCACCUACGGUGCCACCACCGAUGGCAACGCUCUGACCUUGAGCUUCGUCACCGGUGCCAACGUUGGCUCCCGUCUGUUUCUGAUGGAGGACGAAAGCACUUAUCAGAUGUUCAAGCUGCUCAACAAGGAGUUCACCUUCGACGUGGAUACCUCCGGGCUGCCUUGCGGCCUGAACGGAGCCUUGUACUUCGUUUCCAUGGACUCCGACGGUGGUCUGGCCAAGUACGAUGGCAACAAGGCUGGUGCUAAAUACGGUACUGGCUACUGUGACUCUCAGUGCCCUCGCGACCUGAAGUUCAUCAACGGACAGGGCAACGUCGACGACUGGGUGCCCUCCGAGAAUGACAAGAACGCUGGUGUUGGCGGUCACGGAUCUUGCUGCGCUGAGAUGGACAUCUGGGAAGCCAACAGCAUUUCCACCGCUUUCACUCCCCACCCUUGCGACACUGCCAGCCAGACUAUGUGCGAAGGCGAUGCGUGCGGCGGAACCUACUCCUCCAGCCGUUACGCAGGCACCUGCGACCCCGAUGGAUGCGACUUCAACUCCUACCGCAUGGGCAACGAGAGCUUCUUCGGACCCGGCAAGAUCGUCGACACCAAGUCCAAGAUGACCGUGGUGACCCAGUUCAUCACCAGCGAUGGAACCGACUCCGGUACCCUCAGCGAGAUCAAGCGUAUCUACGUGCAAGAUGGCAAGGUCAUUGCCAACUCCGCCUCCGAUGUUAGCGGCGUCUCCGGAAACUCGAUCACCACGGACUUCUGCAAGGCUCAGAAGACUGCUUUCGGCGACGAGGAUGUCUUUACUCAGCGCGGUGGUUUGGCUGGUAUGGGCGAGGGCUUGGACCAGGGUAUGGUUCUGGUCAUGAGCUUGUGGGAUGACCACUAUGCCAACAUGCUCUGGUUGGACGGCGAGAAGUACCCCACCAACGCGACUGCUGGUGACCCUGGUGUUGCUCGUGGUACUUGCGCCACUGACUCUGGUGACCCUGAGACCAUUGAGUCUGCCUCUGGUUCCGCCAAGGUGACCUAUUCCAACAUCAAGGUCGGACCCAUUGGCUCCACCUACUCGUCUUAA